This is a messenger RNA of Chlorocebus sabaeus (green monkey), 4120 nucleotides long. The record is from RefSeq and is a predicted model, not a curated record. NCBI's taxonomy places the organism in Eukaryota, Metazoa, Chordata, Mammalia, Primates, Cercopithecidae.
AAACCGUUAUGAGCGUAAAGUGACAGCCUCGGCCGAUGGAAAUAGGGGGAAGUCCGACACUGAGCCACGAACGCAUUCCCGCGCCUCCAAAACCUAAGCCGGGGGCGCUGCAAACCCUUACCGGUACGAGGCCCACCGCGGCAGAUGCUUCCUCCUGCCACGCCCCGCAUCACGUGUCUGCACGCUCUUUCUCGGAUUCCCGGAUGUGGUUUCCAGAACAAAGGGGAUUUGGUGAUGGAGGCUUUGUUAGAAAGAAUGCAAAAUCGAGGGCAUGGGGAUUUUUGACAUCGUGUGAAGCAGAACUACAGGAGCUCAUGAAACAGAUUGACAUAAUGGUGGCUCAUAAAAAAUCUGAAUGGGAAGGACGGACACAUGCUCUAGAAACUUGCUUGAAAAUCCGUGAACAGGAACUUAAGACUCUUAGGGGUCAGUUGGAUGUGACACAUAAAGAGGUUGGAAUGUUGCAUCAGCAGGUAGAAGAACAUGAAAAAAUCAAGCAAGAGAUGACCAUGGAGUAUAAGCAGGAGUUGAAGAAACUACAUGAAGAAUUAGGCAUACUGAAGAGAAGCUACGAAAAGCUUCAGAAAAAGCAAAUGAGGGAAUUCAGAGGAAAUACCAAAAAUCACAGGGAAGAUCGGUCUGAAAUUGAGAGGUUAACUGCAAAAAUAGAGGACUGCCACGAAGCUAUUUCAAAGGAAUUCCGUCAGAAAUCGCUGGACUGGGAGAAGCAACGCUUGAUUUAUCAGCAACAGGUAUCUUCACUGGAGGCACAAAGGAAGGCUCUGGCUGAACAAUCAGAGAUAAUUCAGGCUCAGCUCGCCAAUCGGAAACAGAAAUUAGAGUCUGUGGAACUUUCCAGCCAAUCAGAAAUUCAACACUUAAGCAGUAAACUGGAGCGGGCCAAUGACACUAUCUGUGCCAAUGAGUUGGAAAUAGAGCGCCUCACCAUGAGGGUCAAUGACUUGGUUGGAACCAGUAUGACUGUCCUGCAGGAGCAGCAGCAAAAAGAAGAAAAACUGAGGGAAUCUGAAAAACUAUUAGAGGCUCUGCAGGAAGAAAAGAGAGAAUUAAGGGCAGCUCUUCAGUCUCAAGAAAAUCUCAUCCAUGAGGGAAGAAUGCAAAAGGAGAAGUUACAAGAAAAAGUAAAGGCAACUGACACUCAACAUGCUGUAGAAGCUAUAAGGCUACGGGAAGAAUCUCUGGCAGAAAAGAAGUACACCUCUCAAGGGCAGGGGGACUUAGACAGUGUGCUCUCGCAGUUGAAUUUUACCCAUACUAGUGAGGAACUUCUGCAGGCAGAGGUGACUCGUCUUGAAGGCAGUUUGGAAUCUGUGAGUGCAACAUGUAAACAGCUGAGUCAAGAACUAAUGGAAAAAUAUGAAGAAUUAAAGAGGAUGGAAGCACAUAACAAUGAAUACAGAGCAGAGAUUAAGAAGUUGAAAGAACAGAUUUUACAGGGUGAACAAAGUUACAGUUCUGCACUAGAAGGAAUGAAGAUGGAAAUCUCCCAUCUAACUCAGGAGUUACAUCAGCGAGAUAUCUCUAUUGCUUCCACCAAAGGUUCUUCCUCAGACAUGGAAAAGCGACUCAAAGCAGAGAUGCAAAAGGCAGAAGAAAAAGCAGUAGAGCAUAAGGAGAUUUUGGAUCAGCUGGAGUCACUCAAAUUAGAAAAUCGUCAUCUUUCUGAAAUGGUGAUGAAAUUCGAAUUGGGUUUACAUGAGGGCCCUGUGCAGAACCUCAUGAGACGUGACUUCAGAGGCCUCCUCUCCGACAGGUGAGGGAGAAGUCAGCUGUUCAGAGAGAGAGGCUGCCUUGCCUGGGGACACGCAGCUAGCCAGUGGCUGAAGCAGCAGUGGAUGCAGUUGUCCUGAUGCAUAGUUCAAGAACCUUUGUGUUGCACCAACUCUUUUGUCAAUCAAGAUUUUGUUUUGGUCUAUACACUUAUAGGUGGUACAGAGAGUGAAAUGAAAAGAUGAUUUGCACUAGUGACAAAGCGUAUCUUUGUGAGUGCCAUCCUUUGGUGUAGCUAUAAGGGUGGGGGGCUAAGAUGUCCCUUUCAGAGGCCUUAUACACCAGCAUCACUUUUGGUGAUAAUUUAAGGUUAUCCAAUGAAUCUGCAUCUCCCAGAAGAAGGCUUAGAUGGCCACUCCCUAUCUUCUGGGGCCUUUGGACCCAAGUGAUGUUUUAGGAUUAUAGGGGACAUACUGCUAACCAGAAGCAGCCAUCUGACUGUACACACUCCUGCCCCUGCUCUCGGUGACAGCUAGAGGAUGGGUGGAAAGCCAGCUGACAUCUGAUUGGUGACAACCAGCUCCCUCAGUGUCAGGGCUCAAACUGGUAAUAAGCGCCUGGCUUUAUCCAAAGUCUCUGAAAAACCCGCUAGCUGGUGAUGUGAAAGCCAUGCUAACGGGAAGAGAAUUUACUGGAGGCUGACUCAGGGGCAGCAGUCUGGGGAAUUAAGCUUGGCUCCUGCAAGGAAAUUAGGCAGAAUCAAUUAAGGAUGCGGGCAAUUGAGGCAAAGAGACAUUAAUAUUGGAUGAUAGAAAGUCAGAAGGAAACUGGACCAGCAGUUACAAGCUAUAGCACUAACCAAAAAACCCCACAUCAGUGACUUGGGAAAGACAGAAGGAAAUGAAUGAAAUUGUGAAAAUAUCUGAAUUUCCCACCAAAUUACUUUAUUAAAUCAGUCUUGAAUGAGGCAAUUUCAGGGAGGUAGAAUGGACUGGCCAAAAGUAAUGAUGUCCGUGUGGGUACAACUCUUUCUAAGAAGCUACCCUGACAACCAAGCAGGGAUAAAUCGGCAAGUGUGGAUUACAUGUCCUCAGUUAUUAAGGAAUUAGCUAAUUAAUAUACCAAACUUUUGGCAGUUAUUUUAAAGGUAAAGAGAGUUAGUAGAGGGAAUGCAUAGAUGGGUUACUGAUCUUUAAAGAAAAAGUUAAAGGAAUUCAGGGGACUGUGAACUAUUGUUAAACAUCUCAGGCGAUGUGAGGAAUUUUGCACAUGGUAAUCACCACGUUGGAACUAACUUUAAAUGAUGCAAAAUGUUAGCGAGAGUUUCAAUGAUAAGCUGCAGGCCAGAAUAGGGCCAUUGUUAAGUAUCUGGACCUGGGCAAAAGCUGACAGUUUCACUCAAGGCAAGUGUCAAUUUUCUGAAUCUAUGUAGGCUGGCAGAGCCUGUAGGAAAGUUCCACAGAGCAAAAGAACUCCAAUCAAUACUCAAGAAAGACAAGAUAGGUUAAAAAACACCCACCCCAAAAUCGGGUUGGUAAAGCCCAAAACUGCAGUCUGAUUGAGUCCUAUAGCCCUGCCAGGUAUAGAUGAGAGCACUGAGGCUGCAAAAGGUUAAGUGCCUUACCAAAAGGAACAAAACGAAUAGGUGGUAAAUUAAACACUGGGAGCCAGGUCUUUCUGGCUUUAACUUUGGCACUCCUUCUAAAGGAUGCUAGGAUGCUUAUACUGGAUCAAGGAGGCGAUACCACUCUACGUGGUAGACCCAGGUCUUUCUAGCUUCGAAUCUGGCAUUCCUUCUACAGUAUGCUAGAAAGCUUAUACUGGAUAAAGGGGGAUAUAUCCUGGAACUUGGAAAAAAUCCUAAGCAUUUUCAAAUUUGGAAAGUCAGAUGAAAAUAAUCAUGUUCUGAAAGAUGCUAGGCACAAACGGAGCUAAGACUUGUGGCUAUUUCAUCAGUUAAAAGAGAAUAAGCCCCAUUCCACGUAAGUCUGCUAGGAAUAUGCUGUCAUUUCCUGUCAUUUCUAUAUGACAGGGAAGGUUGUGGGCUGUCCUGGAGUGGGGCCUGGAAGGAGCACUGGGGAGAGGGAGCAGGUGUGCAUGCAGAGGUGGACGGGAAGGUGGUGUCACACAGUACAAGGCUGGAAACUUGGCUGAGGUCAGAUUUUGGAGGACUUUGCCAGACAGUGUGAUCCUUUAGCGGUGUUAGGAACCCAGGACCAGGGGAGCCUAGGUAGAGAGGCCAGUGAGGAUCCAGGUUCCUGGAGAGGCCCAUAGGCAGCAGGGGGUAUGCUUGGGUCUGGAGUAGGGGGUGGGAAGCAGCCAGGGUGGCAUCUUCUGUACCCUGACCCACUGUGGCUGCCUCUGGGGCUGUGGUCUCAGGGAAUGGCCU